AUGGCUCAUGCUCUUGCUAAGGCCACUCUUGGCCUCACCCUUCCUGCUCAUAUCGAUCCACUCAAGAUCUCUUUCGUUGCGAAAGAGAUCGAUUUGGUAGAAUGGAAGGGAGAUAUGCUUGCAGUGGGUGUCACUGAGAAAGACAUGGUGAAAGAUGUGAACUCAAAAUUCCAAAAUUCCAUCUUGAAGAAACUAGAUUCCCAACAUGGUGGGCUAUUGUUCGAAGUAUCUAAAGAGGAAGAUUUCACGGGAAAGGCUGGGCAGUCCGCUGUUCUUAGGCUUUCAGGUGUUGGACCCAAACGGGUCAGCUUAUUUGGGCUUGGAAAAUGCACCACUGGUUCAGCUACUUCAGCCUAUCGCUGUCUUGGUGAAUCUGUUGCCUCAGCAGUGAAAACCUAUCAGGCAAACAAUGCUGGCAUCACUCUUGCUUCUUUUGAAGGCCUAACUUCUGAAAUGAAGCUCACAGCUGUGUCAGCAAUAGCAACUGGUAUAUCACUUGGAACGUAUGAAGAUAAUAGAUUUAAAUCAGAGUCUAAGAAGCCUACUCUAAAAUCUGUUGAGUUUCUUGGUUUUGGAGCCGGACCUGAGUUAGAGAAGAAACUCAAGUACACCGAGGAUGUUUGCACAGGGGUAAUUUUGGGAAAGGAGCUUGUAAAUUCACCGGCCAAUGUACUCACCCCUGGGGUACUAGCACAAGAGGCUGAGAAGAUUGCUUCGACGUAUAGCAAUGUUCUUACGGCAAAAAUAUUGGAUACAGAACAAUGCAAAGAGUUGAAGAUGGGUUCCUAUCUUGGUGUUGCUGCUGCUUCUGCAAAUCCUCCAAAAUUUAUUCAUUUGUGUUAUAAACCUCCAAGUGGAUCUGUCAAGAAGAAGUUGGCUUUAGUCGGGAAGGGACUAACUUUUGACAGUGGUGGCUACAAUAUUAAGACUGGACCUGGUUGUUCAAUAGAGCUCAUGAAAUUUGAUAUGGGAGGCUCGGCAGCGGUUUUAGGUGCUGCAAAAGCUCUUGGUCAAAUUAAACCGGCUGGAGUAGAGGUUCAUUUUAUUGUGGCUGCUUGUGAAAACAUGAUAAGUGGAACAGGAAUGAGGCCUGGGGACAUAGUGACGGCCUCAAAUGGGAAAACAAUUGAGGUAAACAAUACUGAUGCUGAGGGAAGGCUUACACUUGCUGAUGCGUUGGUAUAUGCUUGUAACCAAGGUGUGGACAAGAUAGUUGAUUUGGCAACGUUGACAGGUGCUUGUGUUGUUGCUCUUGGACCCUCAAUCGCAGGCGUGUUCACACCGAGUGAUGAGCUGGCGAAGGAAGUGGUGGCAGCCUCGGAAGUUGCUGGAGAAAAGCUUUGGAGAAUGCCAAUGGAGGAAAGUUACUGGGAAAGUAUGAAAUCAGGUGUGGCUGAUAUGGUGAAUACUGGCGGCCGACAGGGUGGUUCUAUUCUUGCAGCUCUUUUCCUGAAGCAGUUUGUGGAUGAGAAAGUGCAAUGGUUGCAUAUCGACAUGGCUGGACCUGUGUGGAACGACAAGAAGAAAACAGCGACAGGGUUUGCCAUUUCGACUUUGGUUGAAUGGGUGCUGUCCAACUCUUCGUCUUGAUGUUUAUGAACUUGUAAGAAUCGAAUAAGAAAUAUGGGAGAUUGAGAAAGAUUUGUGAUUUGCAGUUAGUUUCUCAUGGAUUUUGUUAGUAGUUUGAGAUUUAUGUCAUGCAGACAGGGUGUUUGAAUGUGCAAUUUAAAAGUGGUGAUAUUACCACCACAUAAUAAAUAGUCUCAAACUCAUUUUUAUAA
Messenger RNA from Cynara cardunculus var. scolymus (artichoke), 1781 nucleotides. Its product is annotated as leucine aminopeptidase 2, chloroplastic-like. Gene Ontology annotation, biological process: proteolysis. The coding region runs from base 1 to 1590 and encodes 529 amino acids. Gene Ontology annotation, molecular function: manganese ion binding; metalloaminopeptidase activity. The transcript has 10 exons. Gene Ontology annotation, cellular component: cytoplasm. The record is from RefSeq and is a predicted model, not a curated record. NCBI's taxonomy places the organism in Eukaryota, Viridiplantae, Streptophyta, Magnoliopsida, Asterales, Asteraceae.